Messenger RNA from Linum tenue, 1962 nucleotides. The record is from the annotation of a GenBank genome assembly. Lineage: Eukaryota; Viridiplantae; Streptophyta; Magnoliopsida; Malpighiales; Linaceae.
AUGGAGCGGUUCAGGACGGGACCGUGGAACGGCGUAAGCUUCAGCGGGACGCCGCCAUUGAAACCCAAUCUCGUCUACACUUUCGAGUUCGUGUUCAACGAGAAGGAAGCAUACUACAUCUACCACCUCCGCAACGACUCUGUCAUAACCCGGAUGUCCAUAACCCCGGCCGGUCUGAUCCAGAGGUAUACCUGGCUCGGCGGCAAGCAAGGCUGGGUGAUCUAUCUUACAGCGCAGAACGACAACUGCGACCGGUUCGGGGUGUGUGGGACCUUCGGCAGCUGCAACAUUGAGAGCAACCCGAGUUGCAGCUGCCUCCAAGGGUUUGUGCCCAGAGUGCAGAGGGAAUGGGAUAUGGUGGAUUGGAGUAGUGGCUGUGUGAGAAGGACUGAGUUGAAUUGCGGGGAUGAUGGGUUUGUGAAGCUCUCUGGCGUUAAGUUGCCGGGUAUGACGAACAAGUCCUGGUUUGAUGCGGAAAUGAGCUUGGAACAGUGUAGGGAUGUUUGUCUGAGGAACUGUUCCUGUACGGCUUACUCGAAUUUGGACAUCAGGAAUGGUGGGAGUGGGUGUCUGGUUUGGUAUGGUGACUUGCUUGAUAUCAGGCAGCUGUAUGGAAAUGGUGAAGAUCUCUAUGUAAGGAUGGCUGCUUCAGAGAUAGCUGAGGAGAAGAGUAAGGAAGGGAAGAAGAGGAGAGAAAUUUUGAUCGUUGUGGGUGGAGGGUUAUCAGCUGGUGUGUUCUUCGUGAUGAUCGGGUUGAUCAUACGGGUUAAGAGAAAGAAGGUGCAGGGGAAUAAUGGUGCAGCAGAAUUUUCAGGUUUUUUGCGAUGUCUUGGUGCAAGUCGUACCAGGAAAGAGAGGGAAGGUCUGGAGUUACCACUGUUUGAUCUGGCUACCAUUGUUUCUGCAACUAGCAACUUCUCCGGGACUAAUGUUCUUGGACAUGGAGGUUUCGGAACUGUUUAUAAGGUAAUGCCUUUUGUUCUUGAAGCUGUGACGUUGCAGAAUGUGUGUCUAGCAAAACUGCAGGUUAUGAAAUGGGAGAAUAUUGUGCAGGGGAUCCUGAGAGAUGGAGUGGAAAUUGCUGUGAAGAGGCUGGCAAAGGAUUCACAGCAAGGAGCUGACGAAUUCAAGAACGAAGCGAUGCACAUUGCCAAGCUUCAACACCGGAACUUGGUGAGGCUUCUGGGAUGUUGCGUGCAGCGCGACGAAAGAAUGCUGGUCUAUGAGUUCAUGCCGAAUAGAAGCUUGGACUUCUUCAUUUUCGAUAUCAAGCAGAGACAUUUACUAGAUUGGCCUACGCGAUAUAACAUUGUCAAGGGGAUUGCUCGCGGGCUUCUGUACCUCCACCAAGACUCGAGGCUGAGAAUAAUCCACCGCGAUCUCAAAGCCAGCAACGUGUUGCUGGAUUAUGAGAUGAACCCUAAGAUAUCGGAUUUCGGGUUGGCUAGAACUUUUGCUGGCAAUGACAUCCAAGGGAACACAAGGAACGUUGUGGGAACAUAUGGCUAUAUGUCACCGGAAUACGCGAUCGACGGGAUUUACUCGAUCAAAUCGGACGUUUUCAGCUUUGGAGUGAUGGUGUUGGAGAUACUGAGUGGGCAGAGAAACAGGGGAUUCUGCCAUCCUGAUCAUGAGCUUAACCUCCUUGGCCAUGCGUGGAGCCUGCAAAGAGAAGGCAGGGGUCUAGAAAUGAAGGAUGCAACACUAAGAGAGUCGUGGGACGAUUCGCAGGUGCUACGACUGUUGCACAUCGGACUACUGUGCGUGCAGAAGAGUCCCGACGAUCGGCCGAGCAUGUCCGUGGUGGUGGACAUGUUAAGCGGGCAAGGUGGUCUGUUGGAACCAAACCAGCCGGGAUUCUUCACCGAAAGGGAAAUCUCGUGCGCAAGUUCUUCUUCUUCGAGCGAGAACAGAGGUCCCUGUACUAAUAACAUGUCUGUUACGUUGCUACAAGCGAGAUGA